This is a messenger RNA of Saimiri boliviensis boliviensis (Bolivian squirrel monkey), 2643 nucleotides long. RefSeq names its product E4F transcription factor 1 (gene E4F1). Gene Ontology annotation, biological process: regulation of transcription by RNA polymerase II. Gene Ontology annotation, molecular function: DNA-binding transcription factor activity, RNA polymerase II-specific; RNA polymerase II transcription regulatory region sequence-specific DNA binding. Lineage: Eukaryota; Metazoa; Chordata; Mammalia; Primates; Cebidae. The record is from RefSeq and is a predicted model, not a curated record. Gene Ontology annotation, cellular component: nucleus.
GUCUGUCAAUCCUCUUCGGCCCCGCCCCGCCCUCCUCUCGCCGUUCCCUCUCGUCGGCCUCGGCGCGGCCCGUUGUUAUGACGACACGGUCGUAAAUCCGCCAUCUUCCUGCGGCGCGUUGCGACAUGGAGGGCGCGAUGGCAGUGCGGGUGACGGCCGCUCAUACGGCAGAAGCCCCGGCCGAAGCCGGGCGGGAAGCGGGCGAGGGCGGGGUUGCGGCGGCGGCGGCUGCCUUGGCACCCGGCAGCUUCCUCGGCCUCCCGGCGCCCUUCAGCGAGGAAGAUGAGGAUGAUGUGCACAGAUGCGGCCGCUGCCAGGCAGAGUUCACUGCUUUGGAGGACUUUGUUCAGCACAAGAUUCAGAAGGUCUGCCAGCGGGCCCCUCAGGAGGCCCUGCCCGCCACCCCUGCCACCACAGCAUUGCUGGGCCCAGAGGUGGUGCCGGCGGCGCCAGGCCCAGAGGAGCCCAUCACUGUGGCCCACAUCGUGGUGGAGGCAGCCUCCCUGGCAGCAGACAUCAGCCACGCACCCAACCUCGUUGGUGGUGGGCACAUCAAAGAGGUUAUCGUGGCUGCUGAGGCAGAGCCAGGGGACAGCGAGAUGGCCGAGGCCCCGGGCAGCCCCCACCCUCAGGGGCUGGGGCUCACAGGGGACAGCGAGCAGGCCCAGGUGAAGCUCCUGGUGAACAAGGACGGCCGCUACGUGUGUGCGCUGUGCCACAAGACCUUCAAGACGGGCAGCAUCCUCAAGGCCCACAUGGUCACUCACAGCAGCCGCAAGGACCACGAGUGCAAGCUCUGCGGGGCCUCCUUCCGCACCAAGGGCUCGCUCAUCCGGCACCACCGGCGGCACACGGAUGAGCGCCCCUACAAGUGUUCCAAGUGUGGGAAGAGCUUCCGGGAGUCAGGUGCGCUGACUCGGCACCUCAAGUCUCUCACCCCCUGCACGGAGAAGAUCCGCUUCAGUGUGAGCAAGGACGCGGCUGUCAGCAAAGAGGACGCGCCUGCAGGGUCUGGAGCUGGAACUGCAGCCUUGGGGACAGUCACAUCACCGGUGACAGGCGAGCCCCUAGAGACCUCACCUGUGAUUCACCUGGUGACAGAUGCCAAGGGCACCGUCAUCCACGAAGUCCACGUCCAGAUGCAGGAGCUGCCCCUGGGCAUGAAAGCCCUGGUCCCAGAGCCCCCCAUCUCCCAGGAGCUCCCCUGCUCCAGCGAGGGCAGCCGUGAGAACCUGCUGCACCAGGCCAUGCAGAACUCUGGCAUCGUCCUUGAGCGUGCUGCGGGGGAGGAGGGUGCCCUGGAGCCAGCCCCUGCUGCCGGGUCCAGUCCCCAGCCCCUGGCAGAGGCAGCCCCGCAGGUGCCGGUACUGGAAGUACAGCCGCUGGAGACACAGGUGGCCAGCGAGGCCUCAGCGGUGCCCAGGACCCACCCAUGUCCUCAGUGCAGUGAGACCUUCCCGACAGCAGCCACCCUGGAGGCCCACAAGAGGGGCCACACCGGACCAAGGCCGUUCACCUGCACGCAGUGUGGCAAGGCCUUCCCCAAGGCCUACCUGCUCAAGAAGCACCAGGAGGUGCACGUGCGUGAGCGCCGCUUCCGCUGCGGGGACUGCGGGAAGCUGUACAAGACCAUUGCCCAUGUGCGCGGCCACCGGCGCGUCCACUCAGACGAGCGGCCCUACCCUUGUCCCGAGUGCGGCAAGCGCUACAAGACCAAGAACGCGCAGCAGGUGCACUUCCGGACACACCUGGAGGAGAAGCCACACGUGUGCCAGUUCUGCAGCCGGGGCUUCCGAGAGAAGGGCUCACUGGUGCGGCAUGUGCGGCACCACACAGGCGAGAAGCCGUUCAAGUGCUACAAGUGUGGCCGGGGCUUCGCGGAGCACGGCACGCUGAACCGGCACCUGCGCACCAAAGGGGGCUGUCUGCUGGAGGUGGAGGAGUUGCUGGUGUCCGAGGAGAGCCCUGCGGCAGCCACUACUGUCCUCACGGAGGACCCGCACACGGUGUUGGUGGAGUUCUCGUCCGUGGUGGCUGACACCCAGGAGUAUAUCAUCGAGGCCACUGCGGAUGAUGCAGAAACCAGCGAGGCCACGGAGAUCAUUGAGGGCACCCAGACGGAGGUGGACAGCCACAUCAUGAAAGUGGUGCAGCAGAUCGUGCACCAGGCCAGUGCUGGCCACCAGAUCAUCGUGCAGAACGUCACCAUGGAUGAGGAGACGGCGCUGGGCCCAGAGGCAGCUGCCGCCGACACCAUCACCAUCGCCACUCCCGAAAGCCUGACGGAGCAGGUGGCCAUGACGCUGGCCUCGGCCAUCAGUGAGGGCACUGUACUCGCUGCCCGAGCAGGGGCAAGUGGCACUGAACAGGCCACUGUGACCAUGGUGUCAUCAGAGGACAUAGAGAUCCUGGAGCACGCGGGCGAGCUGGUCAUCGCCUCGCCAGAGGGCCAGCUGGAGGUGCAGACAGUCAUCGUCUAGCAUGGGGCCUGUGGGGACCCAGCAGGGCAGGGACAGGGCAGAGGACUCUGAGUGCCCCACCCAUGCCUGCCUGGCAAAGAAGAUGGCACAGAAUGGCAGUGCCCCGAGAUGGGCAGUGUACAUAAGUUUCUUGUUGCUUUACAAUAAAACAUGAGAACCUGCA